CCCGCAACGUCAGGGUGACGUAGUUCCUCUAAGUGUCGGCUCCGGGGAGAACAACACCUAAAGGACCCCAGCCCCAAACAAAAACACCGAAUACUCUGCGUCUUUACCGACUGUUACCACCCGCGACGUAUUCUCUGUGACACCGAACCACGCACACACAGAAUGCCCCAGAACGAGCACAUUGAGUUACACCGCAAGCGGCAUGGCCAGCGCUUGGACCACCAUGAAAGGAAAAGGAAGAAGGAGAGCCGUGAGGUUCAUGAGCGGUCCCACAAAGCCAAGAAGUUGAUCGGUCUGAAGGCCAAACUGUACCACAAACAGAGACAUGCAGAGAAGAUCCAGAUGAAGAAGACGCUCAAAAUGCAUGAACAGAGGAAGACCAAGCAGAAGAACGAUGAUAAGACCCCAGAGGGAGCUGUGCCAGCCUACCUGUUGGACAGAGAGGGACAGUCUAGAGCCAAGGUCCUCUCCAACAUGAUCAAACAGAAGAGGAAAGAGAAGGCUGGCAAAUGGGAGGUGCCCCUGCCAAAGGUGCGUGCCCAGGGAGAAACAGAGGUGCUUAAAGUCAUCAAAACUGGAAAGAGGCAAAAGAAGGCCUGGAAGAGAAUGGUCACCAAAGUUUGCUUUGUCGGUGACGGCUUCACCCGCAAACCGCCAAAAUACGAGCGUUUCAUCAGACCCAUGGGUUUGCGUUUUAAGAAAGCUCAUGUGACACAUCCAGAGCUGAAAGCAACAUUCUGCCUCCCCAUCCUCGGAGUGAAGAAGAACCCCUCCUCACCUCUCUACACCUCUCUGGGGGUCAUCACAAAAGGAACAGUCGUAGAGGUCAAUGUCAGCGAGCUGGGUUUGGUUACACAAGGAGGAAAAGUUAUCUGGGGUAAAUAUGCCCAGGUGACAAAUAACCCAGAGAACGACGGCUGCAUUAAUGCAGUUCUGCUGGUUUAAGACUCUUGACCUUUUUUAUACAGACUGUGCCUGGUUACCCUGAAUUUACACGAAAUGUGUUGACUACAACAAAGAACACGAAGAUACAACAUGCAGUGGGCUUCCAAUCACAGGACCACCAGGAAGACCGCUGAUGCUGCACUUGGCAACGUAACUGUUGUUGUAACAGAUGGACGCUCGAAAGAAAAGAAAGUGGGUUGAUUACUGUGUUAAAUGUGACACAAAUAAAGAAAUAAGAAAAUAA
Molecule: messenger RNA, 1189 nt
Organism: Dicentrarchus labrax (European seabass)
Lineage: Eukaryota; Metazoa; Chordata; Actinopteri; Moronidae
Gene: nsa2
Product: NSA2 ribosome biogenesis homolog (S. cerevisiae)
Exons: 6
Coding region: 163-945 (260 amino acids)
Biological process (GO): maturation of 5.8S rRNA; maturation of LSU-rRNA
Cellular component (GO): nucleolus; preribosome, large subunit precursor
Source: RefSeq, a predicted model, not a curated record